CUCUCUUUGCACUAAAAAAUGACCCUUUCUCUCUAAACUUCAAAAACGAUCUCCGGUGCACUGCCUUUUCUUCGGCAACUUCCUUCUCUCCGGCGAACGCUUUGCUGGAGAUUUCUCCGGAUCUCAAAUUUUGGCCAUCAGAUAAGGUGAGUGAUUUGCAAAGAAAUGACUUAACAGUCAAUACCUCUCAAACAACCUUUGCUUUAGCCUUUGUUUCUUAUUUGUGUGUUUGUGCGUUUGUGAAUUUGUGGGUUAUAUUGGCUUUGACUCUCUAGUUAUAUUGGCUUUGUUGACAUUGUCGGUUAAAUAACAAGACAGGAGUGAAAUUUCAUUGGCUUUGACUCUCUAGUUAUAUUGGCUUUGACUCUCUACCGUAAUGACACUCAUAUUUACUUCAAAUCUUUUAUUGCAAAUUUCAUUGCAAAGUGGUGCUCAGCUAGUCUUCUUCUAUGUUUCUGAAUACAGGAUUGUAAACAAGAUUGUACAAAUUCACAAUCAUAAUAUUUUUGGUUCACAGAUUUAAUCUUGGCUCUGACCUGCUCUUAUUCUACAUCUUGCAAACUCUUGUUUUCCCUCUGUUUCAUAUUAACGGACUUAUUGUUCUCCAAUACAACAAUAAUAACUACUUUUAUGGUAUUUAAUAUGCUGUAGGAUCUUAUUGUGUAAGAAAAUAUUAAUGGAGCAUGAUGAUGUAGAGUCCAAUGAAAUAAGUGUUUCAAGUUCAAAAAGACGACGUAAUACUACUUCUAUUGUGUGGGAUUUCUAUAAGAAGUUGCCAUUGGAUACAAAUACUGAUAAUAGACUUAAAGCUAAAUGUAAAAAAUGCGGGAUAAUAUUUUUGGCUGACUCAAAAGCUGGAACAACAAAUUUAAAGCGACAUCUAGCUAAGCACAAGAUUGAAGCAUCAAAGUAAGGUACGACAAUUGAUCAUAAAGAAUAUCGUGAAGUUGUAGCCAAGGCUAUUGUUAGACAUAACUUGCCAUUUAGUUAUGUGGAAUAUGAAGUGGUUAGAGAAGUGCAUGCAUUCUUGAAUCCUGCGGUUAAAACCAUUUCAAGAAAUACCGCAAAAGUUGAUGUGCUUAAAUUAUAUCAUGAUAAAAAAGAGAUGGUAAAAAAUGAGCUUGAAGCUAUUCCGAAUAGAAUCUGUUUGACAUCUGAUUUAUGGUCCUCAAUUACAUCAAAUUGAUAUAUUUGUGUUGUUGCACACUAUGUUGAUUUGAAUUGGGUUUUACAAAAGAUAGUUUUAAUCUUUCGUCAUGUGCCUCCUCCUCAUAGUAGUGCUAUUUGGGUCCAAAGUUGAUUAAUCUGUUGAAAGAAUGGGGAAUUGAGAAGAAAAUAUUUUCUAUAACUUUAGAUAAUGCAAGUUAUAAUGAUGGUGUUGUGGGUUGCUUGAUUGAGCAAAUUAUGUUUUGAAUUUGAUUGUUAAAUCAGGUUUGAAAACAAUAGAGGGUUCUAUUUUUAACAUUAGAGAAAGUAUAAAAUAUAUUAAAGGUUUUGAGUCAAGGAUUGUAAAAUUUGUUGAGUGUAUAAAGAAUCUUGGUUUAAAGUUGACGAAAAAAGUGCGCCAAGAUGUGUCUACAAGGUGGAACUAUACAUAUUUGAUACUUGAUAGCGCUUUUCCUUAUCGUCGAGCAUUUUCUGACUUUAAGAUACUUGACAAAGAUUUUACAUGUUGCCCUUCAAAUGAGGAUUGGGUUAAAGCUGAAACAAUUGCUAAGUUUUUAAGGCCUUUUUAUGAAAUCAGUACACUAUUUUCUGGGAGCCAUUAUCCUACCGCCAAUUUAUAUUUUCAUAAAGUUUGGAAGAUUCAUAUGUUGAUAAAGGAAUAGAUAGGUAGUGAGGAUACCAAUAUUAAGGCGAUUGCUAUGGAAAUGGAGAAGAAAUUUACAAAAUAUUGGCAAGACGACUACGGUCCAAUUGCUUCUAUGGAGGGCGCCCUAUACUCGAUAUAAGUUAAAAUUGAUAAAGUUUUGCUUCUCAAAACUUUAUCCUUUGACUUGCAAUGAAAAAGUUAAGACUGUUGAGGAUAAUUUGCAUAGGUUGUUUAAAGAAUACAUGACAAUAUCCGAUGUUGGAAUUGUUGGAAGUAGUAGUCAUGGAUGUUAUGAUGAAAUAAUGGACGAAAUGGAUGAAUUUGACAUGUUUGAAAGUCCGUCUGAGUUUUGUUUAGAAAAGACACAGUUGGAUUUAUACUUGGAAGAGCCUUUAUUAGUUCGCAAAGGAAAUGAAAAUUUAGACGUGCUUAUAUUUUGGAAAGAUAAUAGGAGUAAGUAUCCUGAACUCUCAUUGAUGGCUCGUGACCUGUUAAGUAUACCUAUCAGCACAGUUGUAUCUGAGUCAGCAUUUAGUGUUGUCGGUCGAGUUAUUAGCAAAUUCCAGAUUUCUAUUCUACCGGAGAAUGCAAAAGCUAAAUUGUGUUCUAGAGAUUGGAUUUAUGGGCAUCAAGCAUGUGAUGAUUCUGAAGAGGAGGACAUUGCAAUAGAUGUGGAGAAAAUUGCCGCUACAAUCUUUACUUAGAAUUGUGGAUGUAGAGCAAGGAGGCAGAGGCCCGAGCUAAUAGGAAUUUAUAAAUAUGGAUUGUUGAGUUAUAAUGAGAUAUAAGUUUCGAUACUUUCUGAUAUUUUGCUAUAGAAUUUGGAGAUGAAUGGUAUCUCCAGAACUCUCAUCCAUUUGUAAAAACUGUCCUCUUUCUCU
Messenger RNA from Nicotiana tabacum (common tobacco), 2694 nucleotides. NCBI's taxonomy places the organism in Eukaryota, Viridiplantae, Streptophyta, Magnoliopsida, Solanales, Solanaceae. The record is from RefSeq and is a predicted model, not a curated record.